Molecule: messenger RNA, 1953 nt
Organism: Xiphias gladius (swordfish)
Lineage: Eukaryota; Metazoa; Chordata; Actinopteri; Istiophoriformes; Xiphiidae
Product: cytochrome c oxidase assembly protein COX20, mitochondrial
Exons: 4
Coding region: 153-509 (118 amino acids)
Biological process (GO): mitochondrial respiratory chain complex IV assembly
Cellular component (GO): mitochondrion; mitochondrial inner membrane
Source: RefSeq, a predicted model, not a curated record
UUCUUGUCGGCGAUUAAAAGCGAACGGACCCAUUCCGUGAGUACGGCGCAAGCGCAGAGCCCGCGUUGAUUACGGAAAUGGUUGUUACAUGACAUUUUACUCAAGGUAAACUGAUUGUAAGCGUCGCACAAGGAGACGGACGCGGCGGUGACAUGGCCGGAGAAGAGCAGGAGAGCAACAGCAAGGGUUUCAGGCUGCUGGGGAUUCUGGAUGUCCAGAAGACUCCGUGUGCCAGAGAUGCCAUCCUUCACGGAGCUGGAGGCUCCCUAGCCGCUGGCCUGCUUCACUUUCUGGCCACCAGUCGGGUGAAGAGGUCUUUUGACGUUGGAUUUGCAGGCUUUAUGCUCACCACGCUCGGGUCCUGGUUUUACUGCAGGAUGAGCAACGCUAAGCUUCGUGUGCAGCAGAGGAUAAUCCAGGACGGCAUGAGGAACAAGAUCGUGUACGAAGGAUCCGUUCUAGACCCGACAAUCAAACCCGCAGCAGAAACGCCAUCAGGGCCCUCAUGAUCUGCAUCACUGAAAUUCCUCCCCCUUCCUCCGUAACGGUUUGUAGGAGAAGAGAGGACACUGUCAGGGUAAACUGACUGAACGGACUUGGACUGCGUAAAUAAUGGGGGGAAAAAAUCUAAAAUCUGACAUUUUACAGAUGCUUUUUCGUUACGUUGUCGUUUUGGUUUGGUCCAACAACUUCCCAAGGGAGUUUGCAGUCUGUAUAAUGCCUUAUCUGUCUGUCAAAUAAUGUGACAAUUGAAGUCUUUCAUCACAUGGAAACACCAGGCCUAGAGCACUCACUUUGAAGUUCCCCCCCCACACACACACACACACACACACACACACACACACACACACAUAUCCGGACAUCUUUGACUGAAAACAGAGGUUACUCUUACUGUGUAUUCUAAUCCUAAAUGAGCAAAAACUCUUUUGAAUUUCCUAGUUUUUAAAAGUCUCAAGUGUUGAUCCGGUAAAUGUACGACUCCCUCAAACCCUGCGAUGCUUAAAUUCCUGUAAUUUCAGUGACUUCUUUCUUCUUUUUGAGACUCAAACCACUAAAUGGUAUAAAGCAGUGGGAAAACAAAACAGCCAUUGUGCUAUCAGUCUUUAAUGUUGCUGUGUAUCAGUACCUGCUGUGACUUGUGGUCUGCUUUGCAGCUGAUUCAGUCUACUGGCAUUAUUGUGGUCUGGAUAUUCAAAACCAUCUAAGCCACUGUACUGAUAAUAGGUCAUUAAAAAAAGGACAGGACAAAAAAUAAUUGUACAAGGAUAACAAGUACACAGCUGUACAAGUGAUUGAAAGCAGGAAUAUAUAAUAACAGCUUUUUAAUGUACUGUUUUCUUUAAAACUCUGCUAAAGCAGCAAUAGAAGGAUCUAGCUGCAGGUCAGACCACAAAUUCCCGCAGAGCUCCAAGCCACAAUUUCUGAAUGAAAACUGAGAUAUUGUCUUUACGGGGAUCCAUGUUAACUUGCAUGUUGUAGGAAGGAUGUGUAUGUGUAAGACAAACAAACUGUGUGCUUGUAUUUAUUUUGCUGUUCUAAGAAAACCAAACCUUUACUGUUUCUUUAUUUAAGAAUGUCAGAGUCACUGAUGUCGUUUGAAAAGGUAAAACCAACACUGAGCCAUCAUGAUAAACUUCAUGUGUUUUUCACUUUUUAAAACUGGAAACAGAUUGUUACCUAUUGUUAAAAUAUUGUAAGAACAAAUCAGAGCGCCUGUGGGUGAUGUCACAGUUGGAGUUUUUUAGCCACAAUGCAACAGACCGACAGUGUAAAGAGACAGGAAAGGCGGGAAAGAGAGAACGAGGUCCCCAGCUGGAAACAAACACGGGACACUGCAGUUAUUUGCUAUGUUUUCUGUCAUCUGUCAAAACGCCUGCCAGUGGCCGUUUUCGGUUUUCCUCAAAGCCUGAUGGUUUUAUCAUUAAUAAAGUAAUAAAUUGUGUACCGAUGUAA